AUUGUGCCGAUCUCGCGACUGAUAUUGCACAUUAAUUGCGCUGAAAACCAUUUUGGGAUGUUAUUGAUAAACAGUGUAUAAUAUGAUCGGUUAUUGUGUCGUGAGUGAUUCAUAAGUGACGUGUGUGCAGUAGUCCUGAUAUAAGUGGCUCAUUUUGUUAUCUGUAUUAUUUUAAUUUGUUGGGAGAGUUUCUUUGGGUGAGGACGCCAAGCGUGCCCAGGACGAGUGGGCUGCAAACACAUUCAAGAUGGGACUCUCCAUAGUGGCGUAUGUGAUUGCCGGAGUGGUCGUGUUGGCCAUCCUAAUAGCUUGUUGUUGCCGAAAGAGACGUGCUGGUGGACAGAUUAUAUCACCGCCGCCCCCCGCGCCCCCCGCGCCCGGCCAGCCGGCGCCGUACCCGCAGCAGCAGUACGCGCCCUACCCCACACAACCACCGCCUGUGACGGUGUACCCGGUGACGUCCGCGUACCCCGCGCCGGCCGCGCCCUACGCCGACCCCGGCCACCCCGGGUACCCGCACCCCGGCCCUGGUAAUCCCGGAUAUCCCGCUCACCCCGGCUACCCCACUGUCACACCGUAUCCGCCUGCGGCGCCGGCGCAACAUGCGCUGCCGCCGUCGUACGAGCAGGUGAUGGGCGCGGCGGUGCUUGCCGCGCCGCCCGAGCACGGCAAGCAGCCGCCCUACAACCCCAGCGCGCCGCCGCACUAGCCGCAUUACAUACAUCCUUUUAUAACAUCUGUAAAAAAUAUGUAUAUUCAUAUGUUCUCCCUUUAUAACAACUGUCAAAAAUAACGAGUUCAAAUUAUGGCCGCGUGUCAAAGAAUCCUUGUCGCUCUACUAUGUAGUACGUAUGUGGCCAAAAUGCGCCAGCGCGGCCGCCCGUGCUGCCGCCACACCGCGCCAUCUGGCGGACAAUAAGAACGACUAACUCUGGCGAUACAGAUCUGGCGGUGAUACCGAAAGUUGUUCAAACUGAAGCGAAUAUUAUAAUUAAUUAUAAAUGCGCAUUUACUUGACCAAUGAUCUAAAUCGUGCUAUAUUCAAAGAACUACUUACUCAAUUUUGCGUAGAUACUACUCAUGUUCUCAAUUGUGAUAUAGUUAUGUUUCUUUUUAUCGAAUAGUUUUUGAUUUCGUGUCAUGAAUUACGAUGUACCUAAACCAAAUAGGGGUACUAAAUCCCCCCGUUACAUACUGCCCGCAUAUCGCGCGCGAGGCGAUAUAUCAGCCAGCCCUAUUAGAUACGCGAUAAAUGGUUUAUUUUAUCACAUUUAUCGCGUUGUGCUGGCGCCGUGUUUCGGCUGCCGAUUUAAAUUCUACGAAUUAUUUACAAAAUCAGAAUUUCUCUUUGUGUGUUUAUCUAUAAGUUAUUAAUUAUUAUAUUUAAGUCACAACGUCAUGUGCUUUAUUUAAGUAAGAGAUUAGGUACUCGUUGUUCAUAGUAGGUAGGUACAUUUUAUUGUCGCCUCGCACUGUCAUUAUUCUUUAUAAGAUCUUUUGUUGUCUUAAAAUAUAAGAAAAAAAGUGCUUCCAAAGUUAUAAAUAACAUGUAAUACGUAAUUUUUUACCUAUACGAAUUAUUAUCCUCCGAUAGAAUGGAGAGUUUUCCAGUUAGUUCCGUCAUUAUACAUCGCUUUAGGAAAACUUUGUAUGGGAUGAUAAUUAUUUAACGUUCCCGCAUUGAAGGAAAUUAAUCCGGUAAUGUCGUCGUAAGACGGAAUGUUCUUUCGAAAUCCAAACCCCAUUGCUUAACUUUUGUGUCUGGAUAUGUUGGUACAGUUUUAAAAUAAGGUGUAAAGUAUCUACCAAAUUACACAUGUUGUAGCGAACGAUGCAAAUAAA
Molecule: messenger RNA, 1842 nt
Organism: Pectinophora gossypiella (pink bollworm)
Lineage: Eukaryota; Metazoa; Arthropoda; Insecta; Lepidoptera; Gelechiidae
Product: nematocyst expressed protein 4-like
Exons: 5
Coding region: 248-709 (153 amino acids)
Source: RefSeq, a predicted model, not a curated record